This is a messenger RNA of Amoebophrya sp. A25, 1902 nucleotides long. Lineage: Eukaryota; Dinophyceae; Syndiniales; Amoebophryaceae. The record is from the annotation of a GenBank genome assembly.
ACAACACCUCGUGCUAGGUAAAAAAGACGAGUUCUUAGGCACAUACCUCUUGUUAGGCACAUUCAUUCAUUCAUUCAUAACAAAGGACUAUAUAUACCUUAAUCUAGUAAUUGAAACAACAACAACAAAAACAUCAAGACGCGCAAGAUGGAGCAACAAGUUCGUGAGUUUGCAGAGCGCAUAGCCCAAUUGGGUGGUGGUGAGCAGCUGCACUUGUUGCUCGAUAAGGAGGAGCAGAAUGCGGAGAUCAUCUUAUGCAGAGAAGCGAAGGUCUGUCUACUAGUACUCGUAAACUUGAAAUAAGGGAGUAAACUCAAGAAUAAAAGCAGAAGCCCUUAAAGUAGUUCCCAUCUUGCCUUACUUUCGUACCAUAAGAUGACCCAUUUUUGUGUUGAUUAUAAGUACUUGUGCAAGCAGUGCAAAUUGUUUCGAUUUGCAACCUCUCGAAGCUGGUUCGGAGUCCAAGCUCAGUCUGCCUUUCAGAUAUACACCAGCGAAAGUCUGUCUACUAGUAGUACGAAACUGAACUCAUUAACUACCACUACCACUACCUCCUCACGUCUUUCUACUAGUAGUACGAAACUGAAUUCAUUAACUCCCACCACCACUACCUCCUCACUCUUCUAAUACCAAAAGGCUUGACGGAGCGUGUUCGCACUCAAAACAGUCAGAUACAGCGACUAUUGGCGGAGAACAUGGCCGUGUCGAAACAUUUGACGGACGUCCAAGAAGCGUUAGAGCGCAUGAAGAGUAUGGCCAACGACCGAGGCAUAGGACAGGAAGUCGGGAAGCUCGUUAAUGAUAGUGGUACUUUUUCUUGUAAGUACGUAGGUUGGUCGGCAUGAUCCAGGUUAUCGUUAUGAUGGGUGAUAUACUUUAUGCUGACUCUUCUAUAGUAGAAGUCUUUCGCGAUAUAGUUUUGAUGUAGGUCUUCGGUUGAGUAGUCUUUAGUCGGUGCAUGAUUCUCCUGUUUACAGUCAAUGCACCCUGCUCGGUGUCAACAUCAACAUUGUGACCAUUUUUAACUACUACCACACUUCCCAACUUCUCCACCCGACCAGGUUUGAACGCCUACUUAUGUCGCAAAGUGUUCCGACGCUUGUAUGAGGAUGCAUUGAAGCGUAUCGAGCGGAAGCAAGAGAGGGCGAAGAAAUUGAUGAAGGAGAAAGAAGAAAAUCUUGCCAAAACCUUUGCUGCACAAGUGGAGUUCACGGAUACCGACUGCGCAUUCUUGCGAAUCCGUCCUCUGGUGGCACCGACGAACAAUUAUGGCUAGAACAUGAUUUUUUAUUUUAAAUAGUCUGUCAGUCAUUGGUAUUAUCAUUAAUCUUCUUCGUCAUGUCGAAGUCGAGCUGCUCGAUUAUUUUCAGCGUCAUCAUACGCAAGUCGAAGCUUCUCACAAGUUCUUACUUUUGCUAGCCACACCAGCCCUCUAAUGCAGCACAAGACCAAAAACCGCGGACCUGGCACAGAUUUCGCCACUGAAGAACGCAGCAGUGAUAGCAGCGAGUCCACCGAAGACACCCAAUAACAAACGAGUGUUGGUAUAAGGAAAUCGUGUUCUAGAAACCACGCCUCAUCAGGAGUAACUGUGUAACUUCAUGAUAACUUGUGUUGGGAACAACUAUACCUAUUUGAAUACGUAAAAGCUGUAGCUGCUGUACCAGUAUUUUGGAUAAGAAGAAGUAGAAGAUCAAGAUGAAUAGAUACAAUGCAUUAGCAGGGUAUGAAAAGUGCAUAGACGGCUUAUGCCCGACUGAAUUAAAGUGCUGCAUUUAUGCAUGGAUUUCACAGAUGGUCUUCCAAUCCAGCGAGAGCACCGACAUUUUGCUGUAGAGGGACGGCUUUUAUUCCAUAACUAAGUCACAAGUAGGGUGUUCACUGAUAACAUCAGUAACUGGG